AUGACAGAAAUCACGCAAGAUGUGCUUUCUCCUUUGGAGAAUGUUUUAAUCUCCAAAAAGAAAAUAAGGGAAUCUCUUACCCGCAGAGAGGAUGGAUUAGCUUGCCUUUAUAAGGUAGGUUCGCAAGUCACACUCCCUUUAACAUUCAUUGGAGCACUACAUGACCCUGACCGAAAUGAAGGCACGACUAAUGGACUGCCGAAAACGAUUCUCGUCCAUUCGCCAGGUCUCUCAGGGGCCUUUCAUGUCCACUUAAAUGAUCUUUUGUCAUGUCGUGGACAGUUUACUACGGAUAAGCAUACCACAUCGGGAGAAUCCCAGCAGCUAGGUUUUCUAUGCUUGAUGGAAGUGCUUCAGGCCUCCUUGCGGCACCAGGGACCGCUUAAAGCGUCUGACAUUAUGGAACAAGUAUACCUAAAAGGAAGGCGUCGUCAUUUUUCAGCGCAGGGCACUAUCCAUCUCCUGAGACGAGGAGACCAGAUCAACCCGGACGCGCUGAGGCUUGAUUUUCCCUACCACACCGGCGGCACCCACGCGCUCAAGCGUUACAUGGACAUCACCAACAAGGCUUGUCAGCACUUCUGUGGGCAUGCGGCUCAUGGGAUCAAGGUGCUGAGCCGCUACGGCUCCGCGGUGAGUGUGGGGGUUGCACCUAACGCGGUGCUGGGGACGCCGUGCCUGUACUGGCAUCCUUACGGGGCCCAGGCCGCGUGCGUCGCGCCCGCCCUCCACGGCUGCCGUCUCUUGCCAGUUGGCAAGGUCAGACUGCAGCUGAAUGGACCAACGUCCUCCUGUGAGGUCCUCCACAAGGAAGACAUUCGACGAUACAUGAACCCAAAUGUUGAAGGCCUUUAUGAUUCGAGUCUGUGGCUUUGUGAAGGUCUUUUUGGAGUGCGCCCAGGACAGCCGUGGCGCGAGAAUAAGUUCACCUGUGUAUUAGGUGUCGGCUUUAAUGAGACUGAGGGGGAAUUUGAGUUAUUAUUGAAGGAAACACAAUCUGAUACCGUGUUUUUUGCCGAUGAUUUGGAGCUUAACCCUUGA
Messenger RNA from Phytomonas sp. Hart1, 1041 nucleotides. The record is from the annotation of a GenBank genome assembly. Lineage: Eukaryota; Euglenozoa; Kinetoplastea; Trypanosomatida; Trypanosomatidae.